Molecule: messenger RNA, 3293 nt
Organism: Sesamum indicum (sesame)
Lineage: Eukaryota; Viridiplantae; Streptophyta; Magnoliopsida; Lamiales; Pedaliaceae
Gene: DAA1
Product: P-loop containing nucleoside triphosphate hydrolases superfamily protein
Cellular component (GO): mitochondrial outer membrane
Molecular function (GO): ATP binding; ATP hydrolysis activity
Source: RefSeq, a predicted model, not a curated record
CCCCUCGCGAAUCCGACGACGCCAGUGUUUUGCCCCACGCCAAUCCUAGCCGUCUAUUUCCCACGCGAGGCGCAGUUAAGAUGGGGCCCACGUCCUCCUCUUCUUUUAAACUCUCAGGCCUGAUAUAGCGGGAAGGAACCGCCUCUAUGAUGCUCUGCAAAGAACUAACCGCCCUCCACCGCCACCACCGCCGCCACUUUAACGAUUCCGCCACCGGGGCCGCCGUCUGAAUCAAUAAAAGAACGCUUCGCUCUCAUUUUGUUUUUCCUUUUCCUUUUUGUGUUCGUUUCCUAUCGCCUGGUUUUGAAAAAUAAGGAGUUAAUUUAAUUCAAUAAGUAAGAAUAUAUAUAAGUUGGUAAUCCUUUAGAGUUUUACCCAUAUAGUUAUUGGAAAGUUUUGCGGCUUUCAGAUCAGAUAUUGUUUCGCGUGUUUUUCAUUUUUAGCCUGUUUCUAAAUUUGUGCAUGCUCCAUAACAAAGAGGCAGACGGGAUUUCCUGGUUGGUUGUAAUUUAUUCGUUGAAAUCUUUUGGAGAGUGUGCGAGUGUUGAUAAGAAAUGGAGUCGAAGCAUAUGUUGAUGUCGGCAUUGGGUGUGGGCAUAGGAGUAGGAGUUGGCCUUGGGUUGGCGUCUGGCCAAACGGUCGGAAAAUGGGCUGGCGCUUCUAUACCGAGCGGCGUUUCGCCGCAGACUAUGGAACAGGAGAUGUUAAGUCUCAUCGUCAAUGGAAGGGACACCAAUGCCACCUUCGAUCAGUUCCCCUACUAUCUGAGUGAACAGACAAGGGUCUUGUUAACAAGUGCUGCUUUUGUCCAUUUGAAGAAAGCUGAUUUCAGUAAGCAUACACGGAAUCUAUCCCCUGCAAGUCGAACAAUUUUGCUCUCUGGUCCCACGGAAAUGUAUCAGCAAAUGCUCGCCAAGGCUUUAGCUCAUUAUUUUGAAGCCAAGUUGUUAUUGCUAGAUGUAACAGAUUUUUCUUUGAAGAUUCAGAGCAAGUAUGGGUGUCCCAAAGAAACUUGUUUUAAAAGGUCCAUAUCUGAAACAACAUUGAGCCGAAUGUCUGGGUUACUAGGAUCGUUUUCAAUGCUUCAGCCUAAGGACGAAAUUAAAGGUACGUUACGUAGGCAAAGCAGUGGAAUUGAUCUUAUAUCAAGUGGGCAGGAAGGCUCUAAUCCUGCAAAACUGCGGAGAAAUGCAUCUGCAGCAAACAUCAAUAAUCUUGCUUCAAUGAGUACACCUGCAACUUCAGCUCCAGUUAUGCGCACAAGCAGCUGGUGUUUUGAUGAUAAGCUUUUUAUACAGACACUUUACAAGGUUCUUGACAAAGUAGCAAAAAUCAGUCCAAUUAUACUUUAUCUUAGGGACGUCGAUAAGCUCCUCUGCAGAUCUGAGAGAGUGUAUAUCAUGUUCCAGAAAAUGUUGAAGAGAUUGUCCGGAUCCGUACUGAUCCUUGGUUCAAGGAUUGUUGACCCUGAAAAUGAUUACAGACUAGUAGAUGAGAAGAUUUCUUCUGUAUUCCCUUAUAACAUUGAAAUAAGACCCCCAGAUGAUGACAAACAUCUUGUUAGCUGGAAGUCUCAGCUGGAAGAGGAUAUGAAAAUGAUUCAAUAUCAGGAUAACAGAAAUCAUAUAAUUGAGGUACUUGCUGCUAAUGACCUUGAUUGCGAUGAUCUUGGUUCAAUCUGUUUGGCAGAUACAAUUGUUCUUAGCAACUACAUAGAAGAAAUUGUGGUAUCAGCUAUCUCCUACCAUCUGACGAAUACAAAGGAACCUGACUACAGAAAUGGGAAGCUUGUGAUAUCAUCUGCGAGCUUGUCCCAUGGGUUGAGUAUAUUUCAGGAAGGUAAAUCUUCUGGAAAGGACACCUUAAAACUUGAAGCCCGAGCUGAAAUGCCGAAGGGAACACUAGACGGAGAUGCUGUGAGGUCAAGGCCUGAAGGAAAACCCGAAACCACUGGAUCUGAAAGCAAGAGCGAAGAUUCCACAGCUUCAAAAACAACUGAUAUCCCUCCAGACAAUGAAUUUGAAAAGCGUAUACGGCCAGAAGUCAUACCAGCAAACGAAAUUGGUGUCACAUUUGCAGAUAUAGGUGCCUUGGAUGAGAUUAAGGAAUCUCUUCAAGAACUAGUGAUGCUACCGCUUAGAAGACCAGACCUUUUUGAAGGUGGCCUUUUGAAACCAUGCAGAGGAAUACUGCUUUUUGGGCCUCCUGGUACCGGGAAGACUAUGCUGGCCAAGGCUAUAGCUAAUGAAGCAGGAGCGAGCUUCAUUAAUGUUUCAAUGUCUACUGUUACUUCUAAGUGGUUUGGUGAAGAUGAGAAGAAUGUGCGUGCCUUGUUCACUCUAGCAGCUAAGGUCGCCCCUACCAUAAUAUUUGUGGAUGAAGUCGAUAGCAUGCUUGGGCAGCGGAAUAGAGCUGGCGAGCAUGAGGCCAUGCGGAAGAUAAAGAAUGAAUUCAUGACUCAUUGGGACGGGCUACUCUCGAAACCUGGUGAAAGAAUACUGGUUCUUGCAGCAACAAAUAGGCCGUUUGAUCUUGAUGAAGCAAUAAUCAGGCGCUUUGAGAGAAGAAUAAUGGUUGGCUUACCAUCUGUGGAGAACAGAGAGAAGAUCUUAAGGACGCUAGUGUCCAAAGAGAAAGUUGAAGAAUUAGAUUUCAUGGAGCUCGCAGCACUGACGGAAGGGUAUAGUGGAAGCGAUUUAAAGAACUUGUGCAUAACUGCUGCUUACCGGCCAGUUCGAGAGUUAAUACAGCAAGAGAGACUAAAAGAUCAAGAAAAGAAGCACAAAGCAAAGGAAGGGCAGGAGUCUAAAGACGAUUCAGAUAAGAAGGAAAGGGUAAUCACUAUCAGGCCAUUGAACAUGGAAGAUUUUAAGGAAGCCAAAAAGCAGGUUGCAGCUAGCUUUGCUGCUGAAGGUUCCAUAAUGGGUGAGUUAAAGCAAUGGAAUGACCUAUAUGGGGAAGGUGGUUCAAGGAAGAAGGAACAACUAUCUUACUUCUUGUAGAUGUGAGCAAGAGGAUGACCAAGCAUCUAAACAUGGAAUUCAGCCGCUCCUGGAUGUUUCUACUAAUUUAUGAUAUGAUAUUAGGUUACAUGAAGCUAGGAAAUCUGUUGUCAGGGUCGAGAACUUGUUUAGUGAGGUUAAGUAAUUGUGUUGUGUGAGAGUAGAAGUGUGAUAUUCGCUACUUAUUGAGUACCACUCUUACUAGCUACUUGGAUGAUAUAAGCAAAAUUGCAUUUACUAUUCGGAUUGUUGUAUUGCAUCUACUAGUCUGCUGAUUGCCGACUUUUUUCA